This is a messenger RNA of Diachasmimorpha longicaudata, 2060 nucleotides long. Its product is annotated as F-box/LRR-repeat protein 20-like. Bases 210 to 1661 code for a protein of 483 amino acids. The transcript has 4 exons. NCBI's taxonomy places the organism in Eukaryota, Metazoa, Arthropoda, Insecta, Hymenoptera, Braconidae. Gene Ontology annotation, biological process: SCF-dependent proteasomal ubiquitin-dependent protein catabolic process. The record is from RefSeq and is a predicted model, not a curated record. Gene Ontology annotation, molecular function: protein binding. Gene Ontology annotation, cellular component: SCF ubiquitin ligase complex.
UUGGUGUUUGCUCUCUGAAGGCAGCCAUUGGGGCCCAUUUAAUUUAGAGAGCGUCCAGUGCGUUCUCGUGAUGGUUUGUACCUUUUGCGUUUAGAGUUUUUGUGAAGCAAAUUAAAUUUGGUUAGCCGGAAUAUCCAAGUAAUCGCGUAGUCGUCUAGCAUUGCUUUGUAAAGGUUGCUUCAACGCAUUGAACUUGCAGUCGUCUCACCAUGUACAGAUCUACUAAACGUCAGCCCCGCGUGUCAUACGAUAAAAAAAAAGGGAGAGCCAAUGAAACUAAAAGGAAGUUGCAAAGGCCCCCAAGGCCCCCUUGCAACGAACCAAGCGGUCCUAAUCUAAUCAACAAUCUGAAUGACGAUUGCUUAGCCAGGAUAUUCCAGUACCUCGAUUUGGAUGAACGACUGAGAAUGGAAGAAGUUUGUAAACGAUGGAAAAACGUUUCUCGGCUGGCCUGGGAUGACAUUAAAGCUCUAAACUUCACACCAAACUUUCCCCCAAAGAGUGAUCUAUACAGACUAUCACUCAAGUAUAGAAACAAUCAGUACAUUGGGAAAGUCAUUAAAAAAUGUGGGCGUUAUCUUCAUCAAUUACGGCUUUCUCCCCCUUGCAAUCAUAAGAUUCUUCGACUUGUUGGAAAACAUUGCCAUAAUCUAGUGAAACUGGAUAUUGAACUGUACAAUUAUGGCGCAAAUUGGUCCAAGGCAUUAUCCCACUUACGGUCGCUGGAGUGCUUGGAGAUUAGAGGAAUCAGGUUGUAUUUUCCGGGAGAUUUAUUAUUUAGUCUGCCUCGUGAAACGCUGACUGCAGUACAUCUCUGGGCUCAUUUGCCUGAUGUUCACUUUUCAAAUGCCGUUUUUCUACCCCGUGUAGCUCCUACUGUAUUUGAGAGUCUCAGCAAAAUUACAGCCUUGACCCUUAACGGCUUCUACCUGAAGCCAAACAUGAUGAAAGUUAUAACUCAAAAAGUUGAUCUGACCUUCCUAUCCAUCGCCAAUUGCUCGACUAGGGGAGAACCAGUGGAUCUGCGCAAUCUUACCAAACUGGAACACCUCGACCUCACCAAUGUCGUGGAAACCGACAACCACUGUUUACUUGGAAUUGCUAAUAGCUGCGUAAACCUCAAACAUUUGAAUAUCAGCAAAUGCAUCACCAUCGACGACGUUGGGAUGAGACAUUUAUUGCAAUUAUCUCAUCUUGAAGAGCUCAUCUUGAAUGACAUCUUCAAAAUCACAGACGCGCCACUCGCUACAAUGCACAACCUUAGAAGAUUGGAGUGCGAGAAUUGUGACAAUGUAUUGGAGAAUGGCAUCAUAUCAUUGUUGAACUCUGCACCUAACCUGGGGUACCUGAAUCUAGCAGAGACUGGAAUAAGGGAGAGGGUUCUUUAUGAGGCCAAUAAAAUCACUAAACAGAGGACUAAUAAUUUGGAGCUUCAUCUCGUGGUUAGCAGAUGUCAGAAUUAUUGGUAUGCAAAUACAGAGGACGACUCUCCUCUUUUAUUUAUCGAAGAGAACGGCGAAGACUUUACUACUUACAGUGGUUCAAACUUCGACGACGAUGUUUUUGAUGAUGUCGAAUAUUAUGAUUCCGAUGACUUCGAUAUAUACAAUCCUUCCGACUCUGAUAUGUCUCACGAUCACUACGCAAUCGACUUGCUAUAACUGCAGAUUUAUCAAUAUUUUUAUCCAUUUUCACUAAGUUGAGAUCAAUGUUUAUUUAUGAAACAUAUUUGGAGUGAAAGCUACGGAAAAUGCUGCAUAGUUCGGUGCAUUUUCCUUUUUUGUGCAUCAAAGAAAGGUUUUUUUUUCUGGUCAUUUAUCUGCCUUGGUUAGGAUUUUUUUAUAUUUCUCUUACGUUUACGGCUAUUUAAAAUUACUAAGGGCAUGCCCUUCAAGAAAAAAAGUGAUUCAAAGAGAGAUAUCUUAGAAUUUCAAUUUAAUAUGAUGUAAUUCAGUAUUGUAGCUGAAGAAAGGCUUGAUACGAAAAAAAUCGAUUUACCCUUUUGAUUAUUAAGAUUCCAUUUAAGACAUUAUUAAGACAUUAAACUUCUUUAUAAAGAA